AUGGCGCUUUCCGAUCGGCUCAUUGGUGGCACCUGCCUGGCCGUUGCGGUCUUUGUCUUUGUAUACUAUACGCUGUGGGCGCUGAUCUCGCCCUUCUUCCCCGACGAUUCCUCGAUCCACGGCUACUUCCCGCCGCGGGUAUGGGCCGUGCGCCUGCCUGCCCUCCUCCUGGUGCUAGGCCUGGGCGUCAUUGGUGCAUUUGUGGGAAGCGUGAUGCGGAAGCAGGCGAUUGCGCGCAAGGAGAAGGAGGCGCGCAAGGGCGCCUAA
Malassezia japonica is the source of this 267-nucleotide messenger RNA. RefSeq names its product Dolichol phosphate-mannose biosynthesis regulatory protein (gene dpm2). Gene Ontology annotation, cellular component: dolichol-phosphate-mannose synthase complex; endoplasmic reticulum membrane. Lineage: Eukaryota; Fungi; Basidiomycota; Malasseziomycetes; Malasseziales; Malasseziaceae. Gene Ontology annotation, biological process: GPI anchor biosynthetic process. The coding region runs from base 1 to 267 and encodes 88 amino acids. The transcript is spliced from 3 exons. Gene Ontology annotation, molecular function: enzyme regulator activity. The record is from RefSeq and is a predicted model, not a curated record.